Messenger RNA from Papaver somniferum (opium poppy), 807 nucleotides. RefSeq lists its product as uncharacterized. Lineage: Eukaryota; Viridiplantae; Streptophyta; Magnoliopsida; Ranunculales; Papaveraceae. Bases 264 to 779 code for a protein of 171 amino acids. The record is from RefSeq and is a predicted model, not a curated record. The transcript has 3 exons.
UUCCUCUCCGCUACCGCCGAUUCUCAUUCCCUCUUCAGCAACAACUAUGAAUACCUUAAAUCCGAUGAACGAUUUUACAUCUACCAUCUAUAAAACCGAUUCCAAAUUCCGAAACUUGUUUGACCGGAGGAAGAAUUCUCUCAAGAUCCUAAUUUCUUAUUUUUUGGGUAUAAAGAAAACUAGGGUUUGGAGAAAUUUAUACGUUUACUUUUGGUUAAUGCAACAAAAAUCAAUCAGAGAUCAAAUAAAAAAAUAUUGACUUCAUGAUAGAAAUGUACAUUCCUCGGUUGGACAUUAUGCUUGGUUGGUUGCGUUCUAAAAUUCAGCAGCUACCUGUUUCUUCAGAAAAUUUUACAUCUCAUCCGAAGCCUGAACAAAUUGAGUGUCUCCAUAACUAUGUAAAACUCUUGGAAAAAGAACGAUCUUCGUUGCAAAUAUCACAAUUUCACUGUCAGUACUCUAUGGAUGAGGUGAUUCGUUGGGAGAAACAACUUGUUGCAGAGAUGAAUAUGCCGAAUCUCAUGGCAGCUUUUCAGUCACCUGGUGACCAGCGGUCGUUGUUGCAAAUUCCUCAACUGAAAGCCGGAACACCUUUGCAAUCUACAAAUUUACCUUCCUCUACACUUUCUUCUUGUACACCUUUGGCUUCAACUGAUUUACCAGGUAAACCCGAAUAUCAGCAGAAUGUUGUGCUGUCUUCACUACCAAAGGAUGGAAAUAUUGCCAUUUCUUUUCUGUCCCUCUUUGAUAUGUUUCAAACAAAUGUUUAUACUGCUUAGUUAGUGGAAUUUCUAAUCAGAUAUGUAG